Lactuca sativa (garden lettuce) is the source of this 1503-nucleotide messenger RNA. Its product is annotated as trafficking protein particle complex II-specific subunit 130 homolog. Gene Ontology annotation, biological process: early endosome to Golgi transport; intra-Golgi vesicle-mediated transport. The record is from RefSeq and is a predicted model, not a curated record. Gene Ontology annotation, cellular component: TRAPPII protein complex. NCBI's taxonomy places the organism in Eukaryota, Viridiplantae, Streptophyta, Magnoliopsida, Asterales, Asteraceae.
GCCUAUCAUAUUUUGGAUAUGCCGCUAUCACUUUUAGGUACCCCUCCUAUCAAAUUUUGAUAUCCCGCCAUCAAUUUUGGUGUCCAGCCCUAUGAAAUUUUGAUAUCCCGCCAUUUGACCUGUUAUACGAUUUCAAAGCUACCCUCUACGACCAGGCAAAGAUUUGAAAAUCACCGAUUGAAGACCCUAAUACUCCAAAACAACAUAAUGGAAACUUCACCAAUCAAAUACCCUAAUACUCUGAAACAACGUAAUCGAAACUUUACUGCCGCUAUAUUCACCAGAGCCACACUAUUAAGGGAUUCAUUAUUGGUUUUUUUCCUAUCUCUUCGUCUAUAAAUCUAAAAAGUAGUCAGUGAUGAUUAUGGAUCUGAGUUUGUUGUUCUAACACUUGCGAUUAUUUUGGGGCUUUUGACGGUUGUACCCAUAUUAUCGCCCCAUUGAGGAUGCUACUUUUGGGGUUGUUGACGAUUUUGCCCCCGGGUUUGGUGUAUGGCUUCUGCUGUGUUUGCUUUGCAUUGUUGGCGUGUUGCUGCAUUGGGGCUUUGAGUGUUUUGCACCUGACUGCCCUGCUUAUUGACUGAAAUGGUUCGUUCCUCUAUUUACCUGUAUGAGCCUUGUUUGCUUAUGUUGUAGUAUUGAUUUCUGGUUGUUGAUUUUUUGUUAUUUUGUAUUUUUCAUGCUUUCAUGGUGUGUUGUUGUCAAGGUUUAAGGCUUAGUUUUUCCUGUUGUUGGCUUUGUUAAUUUUUGGGUUUGCUUGGAGUCCUUGUAUUGGUUGUUGAAGCUGCUCAAAUUAGUUGAGAGAGGGGUUGCUAAAGAGUUUGCUGGAGAUUAAUAUUGAGAAUACAGCUGUCUAGUGGUCGGGUCUACUUUAUUGGCAAUUAACCUUUUAUGCAUGUUUGGGGCUUCUAUAAUUUUUUCAAUCUAAAGGGGAGCCUGGCAUUCAUGUUUGAAGUGCCUCAUCUUAAUGAGGAAUCACUGCAAGAAUAUGAUGAACUAGAGCUUUGUUAUAUGGAAACAGUCAACAACGCAGGAAAACAAAAGGAGUUUAGAGGAAUAGACCAUGGAGAUGAUCAAGCUGUAACCCUAAACCUUAACAAUAAACUGUCGCAAUUUCUUGAUGAUGAUUCCUCAUGGAGUUUGAAUUUGGACAAUACCUUUUUUCAUGUCAAGCUAAGAGUGUUUUGCUCUUUUGUAAGAUGGAAGUUCAUCUCUGGAAUCAAUUGGCAAUGAGAUUGAGAAGGCAACAUCAAGCAUUUCUGAUCUUGGGCAAUUGGUGGAGGUCAGCUAGUUUGUUGGUUUUCUAGUGAUAAUAUAUGUGUUGCAAAUUUUGUUUAGUAAGAUAAGGCUGUAUACAAAUAAGGUGCGAGACAUUAUUUUUCAUAGGUAAAAGUAUUAGAUUUUUGUUUUGGAAUAUAUAAAUGUAUUGGAUUUGAAUUAUUGUAGAUUUAUUUUUCAGAUUCAUAUUAUUAUAGAUGUAUUGGAUUUUUUAAUUUUUUCUUA